This is a messenger RNA of Salvia hispanica, 899 nucleotides long. RefSeq lists its product as uncharacterized. The record is from RefSeq and is a predicted model, not a curated record. Lineage: Eukaryota; Viridiplantae; Streptophyta; Magnoliopsida; Lamiales; Lamiaceae.
CAACUACUCUCCACUCUCUCUCUUCUCUUUGAAGUUUCAACCAACACACGCCACGUGGACUCCCCCUUUCUCUCUCACACACACGCACGCACGAAGGUGCAGAGGCGCAUUUUAUCUUCUCCUCUUUUCGACGUAGAACUCCUCCCCAUUCCACCCCCCUUCCGUGGACUCACACCUGCUUUUACGGUUACCGCGAGAUGGAGGUGACAGUUAAAGGAGCUUCACUAACGUGCGCGGCGGGGCCGCUUUCUUUCCUGCUCCUCCUGGUCAAAGCUCAUCUGCUCUACACAGCUCAGUUGCAGGCCUUUGCAAAAUUUCUGAUGCUGACAGCAACAAAAGACCAAACAGAAGCUGUGGAUACUGAGGGAGGAGCUGGAGAGGACAGUGACGGCGAAGCUGCGGCAGCCGGAGGCUCUGCGGAGGACGAAGGCGAAUAUUCCGAGGAAGGCGAACAGGGGAACGAGGCUGACAGCAACGGUAAGGCCAAGAAGGGGCCGGGAGGGGCUGGUGAAGAGGAUGAGGAUGACGACGACGAAAACGAUGCUGCCAAUGGGCAUGAUAACGAGGACGAUGAGGACGACGAAGAUGAUGAGAAUGAGGAUGGAGACGACCCGGAUGCUGCUGAGGACGAGGAUGAGGAGCCGGAGGAUGAGGACGAGGAGGAGGAAGACGAGGAAGAGGAGGAACUUCAGCCUCCGAAGAAGAGAAAGAAGUGAAGCAGUGGUUAAUUUUAUUAGAGACCUAAUUUACCAUUUAUUUCACUAGAGAGAAGAACUUGGCUCUCAGUUGCUUAAUUUUACCUCAUGUUUUGAAUUCAUAUCCUACUCUGACAAUAUUUGAUCCAAGAAUAUUUCUCUAGGAAACUUAUUUGAAUUCAGUUCUAUCUUUUAUUUACUGAA